This is a messenger RNA of Caenorhabditis bovis, 252 nucleotides long. The record is from the annotation of a GenBank genome assembly. Lineage: Eukaryota; Metazoa; Nematoda; Chromadorea; Rhabditida; Rhabditidae.
AUGAGCGACUCGGCUGUUCCAUGGGAGUCGAUUCCGACGCCUCUAUCGGUCGGCGUCGCCUUCGGCGUCGUCUUCGGCAUUCUGAUGCUCGUUUUGCACGUGUGCCUCGUCAAGUAUUUCGUCAAAGCGCGUCUGAAGCAUUUGCCGCGCGCGCGUAAAGCCAAAGCCAAAAAAGGAAAGAAGGGAAAGAAAGGAAAGAAAAGCGGAGACACUUCGACCGGAACUGGCACAUCCACAUCGGGUGCCGCCUAA